Arachis ipaensis is the source of this 921-nucleotide messenger RNA. RefSeq names its product neutral ceramidase 1-like. Gene Ontology annotation, molecular function: N-acylsphingosine amidohydrolase activity. Gene Ontology annotation, biological process: ceramide catabolic process; long-chain fatty acid biosynthetic process; sphingosine biosynthetic process. The record is from RefSeq and is a predicted model, not a curated record. Gene Ontology annotation, cellular component: extracellular region. NCBI's taxonomy places the organism in Eukaryota, Viridiplantae, Streptophyta, Magnoliopsida, Fabales, Fabaceae.
CCUUAUGAUUGGGCUCCAUCAAUACUUCCAAUCCAGAUCCUCCGAAUUGGGCAGUUUGUGAUUCUGUGUGUACCAGGAGAGUUCUCAACAAUGGCUGGGAGGCGUCUUCGCGAUUCGGUUAAGACAGUGCUAAGUAAUGACAAGGACUUUAAAAACAUGCAUGUUGUUGUAGCAGGGUUGACUAAUACUUAUUCGCAGUAUGUAACAACAUAUGAAGAGUACCAAGUGCAAAGAUACGAGGGUGCUUCCACACUAUAUGGUCCGCACACACUGAGCGCAUACAUUCAGGAGUUCAAGAAGCUUGCAAAGGCCCUCAUCAGCAGCGAACCGGUAGAACCCGGUCCACAACCCCCUGAUCUCCUGGAUAAGCAAAUAAGCUUCCUCCCACCAGUUGUGGUAGAUGGAACCCCACACGGAGUAGACUUCGGAGAUGUGUGCUCUGAUGUGCCUCAGAACUCCACCUUCAAAUGUGGUGACAUGGUGACAGCAUCAUUCUGGUCAGCCUGCCCAAGGAACGACCUCAUGACCGAAGGCACCUUUGCAUUGGUGGAAUUUCAUAAAGGUGAAGAUAAUUGGGUCCCUGUCUAUGAUGAUGACGAUUUUUGCUUGCGCUUUAAGUGGUCGAGGCCUUCCAAACUCAGUUCUAGGAGUAAAGCAACCAUAGAAUGGAGGAUACCAGAUGAUGUGAAUCCUGGUGUGUAUAGAAUAAGACAUUUUGGUGCUGCAAAGAGUUUAUUUGGUUCAAUUCACCACUUUACAGGUUCAUCAAGUGCGUUUGUGGUAGCAUAGAGUCAUAGAGGUAGUUUAAUUGCUCAUCACUUUUACUGUAUGUGUGAUUUUGAUGCUUAACUCUAUGGAGGUUAUUUGGUGAAUGAAUCCCUAUAGAAGGAUGAUACCAUUGUGUGUAUCAUUUGUUAUACA